AUGAAUCAGAAUUCUGAGACAAUCAAGUUAAUUCUCCCGAAAAGAAGAACUCCAAUAGGUAGCUUUUCAGUUUCUGACGAUGGAGAAUUUCUCUUCAUUUUUAAAGAUACUAUCGGUACUUAUGACCCCUACCCGAAGUUGGUUAAUGAAUUGACUGCUGACCGGCCUAACCAUUUUGACUGUAAUAUACGAUAUUUCGAUGUUUCUGAAGUCGAUUCUUUUGUAUUUCCCGUCAAGUUUGUUGAUCGUGAUCAAACGCCGUCAGUUGACGUUCCCUACAUUAUAUUUUCGUGCUGUGAUCGUUCUUCUCAAAAUGUUGAAUCUGCAGAAUACCGCAAUCACAUGUAUCGUAACGCCGAAUGGUCGCCAACAGGGGUCGAUCAAAUUUCAAGGUCUAUUUUUAGUUGUGUUACCAGCGAUUAUCAGUUAUAUUAUACCUUUCGUGUUGGAGAUUGUUGGUCAGGAAAGACGUGCCUAUCCGAGUCUUGGUUCGCAUUUUGGAGUUCUCAAGGCGUUAGCUUUUUGUCUGAAAGUUGGAGGAGCUUUUUUGAGCUCCCCGAUAGCUACACUGAAUCGAGUUUUCCUGAUGAGCUUAAAUUCGAAACUAUGAAUGAAUACCUUUCAUUUGUUGAGGACGUUUCUUUUCUGCAGUCGACUUGGUCGAAGAAGAUUCGGACUACCGAAAGACCGAAAUCGAGCACAAAAGGCAGUUCAAAUGCUCUCCUUGCAGCUCUUCAUAAGUCUGGUACAAUUUCUUUUUGGGAUGUCUCCGUUCCAAUUGUUAGUAGGCAAAAACGGUUUUUCAUGGUUAUUGGCUUUCCCAGUGGGAAGAUCGUAUGCGCCUUCUAUCAGGCCUACGCCAAGCAGAUGGGCCUUCUCUCUGUUUUGCGAAGGGGUCAGUGGGAGCUUUGCGAGUGUUCAUCUGAUCAAAAACCUAUUGGUGCUGUAUGUUUCAAAAACGGAAUUCUCGCCAUUGCCAAAGGAACGCGAGUUUAUCUUACUGAAGUUUUUAACCAUGCGAGUGUCAAAUUUAUUUGCAGCAUUUCAAGUGACGAUAUAAUAAAGCCCAUUACAGGCAUUUGUUUCUAUGCCCCCUAUCUCUAUAUUGCCUCUAACGAUGCCAUCAUUGCUAAAUCGACAAUUCCAACUUUGACCAAAAAGAAGUAUGAAGUGACGAUUAUCAAUCAAUCACCAUCUACGGGAGGUAAUUACUAUCACCGAUACUACAGUGGUCUGCAUAUUUCUCCUAACGGUGUUCACGCCACUUUUCUUGAAGGUUCGGUGGCGCCAACUUACUGUGACAUUCCUACAAACGUUGCUUAUGUGUGUCCUGCGGAAACAGUUCCGGGGAUUCAUACAGUUGAGCUGGGAUUGGAGGUGUGUCCAAUCGCAGUAAUCUAG
This is a messenger RNA of Rodentolepis nana, 1401 nucleotides long. The record is from the annotation of a GenBank genome assembly. NCBI's taxonomy places the organism in Eukaryota, Metazoa, Platyhelminthes, Cestoda, Cyclophyllidea, Hymenolepididae.